Kwoniella shivajii is the source of this 345-nucleotide messenger RNA. RefSeq lists its product as uncharacterized. The record is from RefSeq and is a predicted model, not a curated record. Lineage: Eukaryota; Fungi; Basidiomycota; Tremellomycetes; Tremellales; Cryptococcaceae. The transcript is spliced from 2 exons. Bases 1 to 345 code for a protein of 114 amino acids.
AUGACCUACCUCCUUCUCGCUCCGCCCCUUGCUUCUCGUGAUGGUUUGGCCAUGGAUUUACCUCGCUCAGCCUCACCAUCACCUAUAAUCCCUCAAGGAAAAGGAACAUUGGAAAAUCAAUUACCUAUUGGAGAAGUAAAAGGGUUUCAAUCACAGAAAAUGAGGGAAGGGUUAGUGAUUUCUUUUGAUCUAGAAGAAGAAGAAGAAGAUGAAGAAACUGCAGAACGAGACGUGUCGGAUAUCAAUUUGGACGUGGAGAUUAUUAGAAAGAUGAAACACCCCCUUCCUUUAUAUGGUCCUGGUUUGCUUAUUGUCCAUUUCGAUUUCGCUUACACUGGAUAUUGA